This is a messenger RNA of Mesorhabditis belari, 1539 nucleotides long. NCBI's taxonomy places the organism in Eukaryota, Metazoa, Nematoda, Chromadorea, Rhabditida, Rhabditidae. The record is from the annotation of a GenBank genome assembly.
AUGGCCAAAUUAAUGCACCAGUCGAAGCAGUCCAGCUGGCAUUCUGAUUUGUGGAGUUUCGUUACGGACAUUAUGGCCACGACGGAUACGAACAAUACGAAGUGUAUCUGCUCGGAUCUUCAAACAGACGACUAUUCACUCUUCUAUGCGUGGUACAACUAUUUGCUCAUAAUCUUUGCUCUUCCAACUUUAUCGAUUUUUGGCGUUUGUACAAAUAUUAUCAACUUGUUCAUUUACUCGAGAAGAAGAAUGAGAAACUCAGCCAACACCUAUUUGCUCUUUUUGGCUUGUUCGGAUUUUCUGGUGAUUCUCACGGGUCUCUUCAUUUUCUGGAUCGAUAGUGCUCGGUCGUAUAUCCCUGAAUUGGCUCGAGCUCCCUACACAACAGUUUACACUCUUCCUUUCGGAUACAUGGCUCAAACGUGUAGCAUCUAUUUCACCGUCGCUGCCGCCGUCGAUUGUUUUGUGAAGGCAUGCAUGCGACGCCGGUCCACCCACUACUGUACGGUGAAAAACGCAAAGAAUAUCUGUUACUGUAUCACUGGGAUCAGUGUACUUUAUAAUUCUUUGCGAUUUCCACAAUUUAAUCUAAGGAAAUGCUUUCACGAGCCAAGCCAGGAAACGAUCAUUGAAAUCUGCCCGACGACUCUUUUCUAUACAAUCAACACAAUUUACAAUGUUUAUAUGUAUAUGGUUUUGAUGACUUUGUUGCCUUUUCUGUUUCUUUUGAUUCUCAACGCGAUCAUCGUCAUUCGACAAAGCGUUCCGGCAAGACCAGCUUUUAAACCGACACAGAAUGGGCACACGAUAAUUGAACCCGAGGAGAAAAUUGGUGGCACCGGGGAUGACACGAUCACGAUGAUCAUGGUUGUCGUCCUCUUUUUAAUGUGUAACACUUUGGCUCUCUUUGUGAACAUCUAUGAGACUCUAUUCGAACCGGAUCAACUCAUCAUCAAUUAUUUAACCGAUGCCUCGAAUUUCCUUGUCAUUCUGAAUUCAUCAGUGAACUGUGUGAUCUAUUUCAUCUUUAACAAAGAUUAUCGCUUAUUGUUGUUAAAACACGCUGAACGAGUGAAACGGAUAUUGCGAGCCGAGUAUUUUUGCUGUUCUACAGGCGAACGCAAUACAUCCUAUCAACCGGUGAGCGCCAUUCACGAGAAAGUCUCUCAGCCGAGUAUUCAAAAAGCUGUACCUGAUUAUCCACGACAAGAGAAUCAUGAACCUAAUGCUCCUCCCCUGGAAUUACCCGAAUCUCCAGUUUGGCAACCCCAACCGUUAACCCAGCAACGAUUGCUAGGUUUAGAGCAUUGGGUGACAGAAUUGCACAAUAAUUCGAUUAAUGAACCGGAUUGGAAUUGCGAGGAAUCUGUGGUGGACAGUGGAUGGGGAGACUCGGUGUCGACUAGACAAGCUCCAGAAUUGCCGAGUGCUCGUCGCUGGAUUGCGGAAGUGAAAAUUGUUGAAGGGGUGAGCAGUCAACGGCCGCAUAUCGUCGUCAAACCUUUGAAUUCUCAAGAUUCAAUCUCUGUCACUCCUCUA